Messenger RNA from Akanthomyces muscarius, 2163 nucleotides. RefSeq lists its product as uncharacterized. Gene Ontology annotation, molecular function: potassium ion leak channel activity. The record is from RefSeq and is a predicted model, not a curated record. The transcript has 4 exons. NCBI's taxonomy places the organism in Eukaryota, Fungi, Ascomycota, Sordariomycetes, Hypocreales, Cordycipitaceae. Gene Ontology annotation, cellular component: membrane. Gene Ontology annotation, biological process: potassium ion transmembrane transport; stabilization of membrane potential. The coding region runs from base 1 to 2163 and encodes 720 amino acids.
AUGACAGCCGACUCUUCGUCACCACCCAACAGCUCUCCUAGUUCCGGCAAACAGGACCCUCUGAAGCCCCGGCACGACGCCGAUGGCACCGCUGCCCCGGGGCCUGAUGACCCCCCCCGGGCAAAGGCCAACGAGCCAAAUGAGGAGGAAAAUCUCGAUCAUACGCGAUGGUGGCUGGUUGCUUCUGCAUUCCCCAUGAUCGCGGGCACACUAGGCCCGGUAGCGUCGGCAUUCAGUAUUUGCGCUCUGGGCAGACCAUGGCGCCAAUACGCGCCACCUGGUCAAGACAUCCAGACUGCCAUGUCUGUGACUGAUCCGCCAUGGCUCACUGCCGUCAACGCCGUCCAAUUGGCAAUGGCGCUCGUCUCCAACGUCUUUCUGCUUCUCAACAUGGCCAGACGAGUCAAGUUUUCCAUUGCGCAGCCGAUCACAAUCGUUGGAUGGUACAUCUCUUCAUUCUGUCUCAUUGCGCUCUGCGCCACCGCUUCUGGACCGCUGGAGCAGGGUCUAGAAAAACCUGCCGAGGACUACAUCAUGUCGCAGGCCUUUUACUACGGCAUUUGGGCUGCCAUUCUUUAUUUUGUGGUUGCCUCUUUCAUGACGGUUACCUUCUGGGGUGCCUCAACUAGCCAUUUCAGCAAAAGCUUCGCUUUGACCAACAGCCAGCGCACGCUCAUGCUCCAGACCAUCCUCUUUCUCACCUAUCUCCUCCUCGGAGCUCUUGUGUUUAGCAAGAUUGAAGAUUGGAACUACCUCGACGGCGUGUACUGGGCUAACGUCACUCUUUUUACCAUCGGAUUUGGUGAUUUUGCCACAACAAAGUCGCUAGCAAGGGCCCUAGUGCUACCGUAUGCAUUUAUUGGCGUUAUUAGCCUUGGUCUGGUCAUUGCGUCCAUUCGUAGCAUGAUCUUGGACCGUGCUCGGCGGCGUGUUGGCAUUCGAAUGGAAGAAAAGACAAGAAGAAAACUUGUCCGCAGGUUGACAAGGUCGGGCAAUGACAAGAUACUGAACCCCAUGUCUGGCGAGGACACAAAUUUGAGCCCUCAUGUCACCAACGAGUACGAACGCCGAAGAGUCGAGUUCGAGCUGAUGCGCAGCAUUCAAGACCGCGCAGUAACGUGGAGACAGUGGAUGGAUGUGUCAGCCUCAUUUGGAACUUUGGUUGUCUUGUGGCUUGUCGGUGCAUUGGUUUUCUGGGCGUCAGAAAGACACUACCAGGACCAAUGGUCUUACUUUGAUUCAUUUUACCUCUGCUUCGUCUCGCUGACUACCAUCGGGUAUGGCGACCGAGUGCCCAUAUCCAACGCCGGAAAAUCCUUCUUUGUCUUUUGGUCGCUACUGGCCCUACCCACCAUGACUGUCCUCAUUUCGCACGCUGAGGAUACUGUUGUCAAAUUUGUCCGAGAUAUAACAAUCAAACUCGGCGCCGUCACAAUUCUCCCACGCGACAGACUUAUUGCGCAAAUGGAAAAGGAACAUCUCAAGGAAUACAACAGUCACCAAUCCAGCCUGCGAAUCGAAAGUGGUCUCUCGCGCUGGCGGAGUGGAUCGAAACACGCAAUGCAUAGCGCCGACGACCCAAACGCCGACGAAGGUACACUGCGAAAACGUCGGAGGCGCGCCGCAAGACACACGCAUCUGCGCAGCGUGGCUUCCAAGAUUCGGCACGCUGCUGCCGUAUCCGCCCAAAAUCAAGGCCAUCAGCAUCGCGAACUCGACGAUCUGCCCACAGGCAAGGAGUUUCACCUGCUCCUCAUUGCCGAGAUCAAAUCCGUGACGCAGCACCUGCGCGAGGACAAGCCGCGCCGGUACUCGUUUGAGGAAUGGGCCUGGUUCCUGUGGCUGCUCGGCGAGGACGAGCGGGACGCCCAUACGCAUCGCAAGGCUAGGCCGGACGAAAAGCGGAACCACGACGUCGCGGCGGAUCAGAACCGGCGGCACAAGGACGCGCAUGCCCAACCGUUCAAGUGGUCGUGGGUCGGCAGCCGGAGCCCGCUGACGGCUGAUCAGGAAGAGAGCGAGUGGGUGCUGGACCGCCUGACGUUUCGCCUGCAAAAGGCACUCGAGGAAGACGCCGAUAGCGAAGAGACUGCGGCGGCCGCCGCCAAAAGGUGCAUGGCUCCGGAUACAGAGUUGGAGAUGACGCGCACCCAACAGUCAUGA